AUGAAGCUUCAAAGAUCUGCUCACUGUUUCAUUGCAAUCAUAGGGCUUCUAUCCACAAUCGCUCACUCAAUUCGCUUCGAGAUCGAAUCGGGUCACACAAAGUGUAUAGCAGAAGAUAUCAAAAGCAAUUCGAUGACUGUUGGUCAUUACUCAAUUGUUAACCCUAAUGAAGGACAACCUUUACCUGAAUCUCACAGAAUCACUCUCAGACUUAUAUUGCUUGAAUUUUUGUUGAAAAUUUUAGAUUUGUGUGUAUUUUUGGUUGGAAUCUUUAUGUAUUCGGUUUUGGUGACAUCGGCUUACGGGAAUAGCUACCAUUCGUCUGAAAAUGUGCAAUCGGGUCAAUUCGCUUUUCAGGCUGUUGAGGCUGGAGAUUAG
Helianthus annuus (common sunflower) is the source of this 378-nucleotide messenger RNA. RefSeq names its product transmembrane emp24 domain-containing protein p24delta9-like. NCBI's taxonomy places the organism in Eukaryota, Viridiplantae, Streptophyta, Magnoliopsida, Asterales, Asteraceae. Gene Ontology annotation, cellular component: Golgi apparatus; COPII-coated ER to Golgi transport vesicle; endoplasmic reticulum-Golgi intermediate compartment. The transcript has 4 exons. Gene Ontology annotation, biological process: Golgi organization; intracellular protein transport; endoplasmic reticulum to Golgi vesicle-mediated transport. The record is from RefSeq and is a predicted model, not a curated record. Bases 1 to 378 code for a protein of 125 amino acids.